Cherax quadricarinatus is the source of this 819-nucleotide messenger RNA. The record is from RefSeq and is a predicted model, not a curated record. Lineage: Eukaryota; Metazoa; Arthropoda; Malacostraca; Decapoda; Parastacidae.
AUGUUGCUCUGCCAGGGUAUGUGGCAGGGUGCUCUACAGGGGCAGGGUGUUCUACAGGGGCAGGGUACUCUAACAGGAUAUGGAGGUGAGGCUGGGCAGGAAGGUGAGGCUGGGCAGGAAGGUGAGGCUGGGCAGGGAGGUGAGACUGGGCAGGGAGGUGAGGCCGGGCAGGGAAGUGAGGCUGGGCAGGGAGGUGAGACUGAGCAGGGAGGUGAGGCUGAGCAGGGAGGUGAGGCUGGGCAGGGAAGUGAGGCUGGGCAGGAAGGUGAGGCUGGGCAGGGAGGUGAGGCUGGGCAGGCAUCAGCACCCGUGAGCAUCACCUUCCCACCAGGUUUGGUACAGUCAUCUCCACUUGGAGCCAACUCCAGCUUCUUCAAAAAAUAUCCUGAUGGUCCCACAGCUGCUUUGCCAACAAAAAUGAGGAAUGUAGGCUCCAUUAAGAAGUGUCGCGAUGAUACCGAUGCUGCAUUACCCACCAAGAUGAAUCAGAUUACAUCCAACAACAUCCCUCAUACCAAAUUGGAUCCACUCUCUCCACUAAAUAACCAGUUGCAGGGUAAUGGCCGACAGAUGACCCCACUAGGCAAUCCGAUAUCUUCCAACGGCCUUAUGGGGACUGAACUCUCAUCCUCUGAUAAUAACAAUACUCACACCACAAAUAACUAUAAUAAUGGAAGCAUUAGAACCAGCAACACAGUGCCUCCAAGUGGGACUCCUGGUGAUGGGCUUUCCCUUAAUGGCACUGUGAGGUCCUCCACCACAACCUCCACUAUCUCACUAAGUGGCACACCAGAGCCACCAGUCAUAAAUAUCAGGUGA